Molecule: messenger RNA, 1507 nt
Organism: Suricata suricatta (meerkat)
Lineage: Eukaryota; Metazoa; Chordata; Mammalia; Carnivora; Herpestidae
Gene: NUBP2
Product: nucleotide binding protein 2
Exons: 7
Coding region: 307-1116 (269 amino acids)
Biological process (GO): iron-sulfur cluster assembly
Cellular component (GO): cytosol
Molecular function (GO): ATP binding; ATP-dependent FeS chaperone activity; 4 iron, 4 sulfur cluster binding
Source: RefSeq, a predicted model, not a curated record
GCGUGGGUCUGCAGCCGCGGGAGGGCCCGGCGCACAGCUGCGGGGCGCGGCCCCGACUUUUCAGGCCCCGGGCGGGCAGGUGUCCUCGUGCUGCACCCCGUGCGUCCGAUUCGGGGGCCUGCCGGUGCCGAAAGUCGGAGGCUCGGGUUGUAACCGACGUUCCCGUAGAAGCUUGGCUUAAACGCGGGUCCUAACACGAACCGGGACGUUCUUCUGGUUCUGCGGGAAGUGUUGCGGUGGCUUCCUAAGGGUUCCUGCCGAGGAAGAGGCGUGCGGGGCGGAGCGCUGCAGCCCGAGACUGGAAACAUGGCGAGCGUCCAGCACAUCAUCCUCGUCCUCUCAGGAAAGGGUGGGGUCGGGAAAAGCACCAUCUCCACGCAGCUGGCCUUGGCCCUGCGCCACGCGGGCAAGAAGGUGGGGAUCCUCGACGUGGACCUGUGUGGUCCCAGCAUCCCCCGCAUGCUUCGGGCACAGGGCAGGGCUGUGCACCAGUGUGACAGCGGCUGGGUGCCCGUCUAUGUGGACCAGGAGCAGAGCAUCUCCCUCAUGUCGGUGGGCUUCCUGCUGGAGAACCCAGACGAGGCGGUUGUGUGGAGGGGCCCCAAGAAGAACGCACUGAUCAGGCAGUUUGUGUGUGACGUGGCCUGGGGACAGCUGGACUACCUGGUCGUGGACACGCCUCCGGGGACGUCUGACGAGCACAUGGCCACUGUGGAUGCCCUGCGCCCCUAUGGUCCCCUGGGGGCCCUCGUGGUCACCACGCCCCAGCCUUGUCGUCCUCGGUCUCAGGCGGUGUCCGUGGGGGAUGUGAGGCGGGAGCUGACCUUCUGCAGGAAGGCGGGGCUGCAGGUGCUCGGCGUGGUGGAGAACAUGAGUGGCUUCGUGUGCCCGCACUGCGCGGAGUGCACCCACGUCUUCUCCCGGGGAGGCGGCGAGGAGCUGGCCUGCCACGCCGGAGUCCCCUUCCUGGGCUCCGUGCCUCUGGACCCCGAGCUCACUAGGAGCCUGGAGGAGGGUAGAGACUUCAUCCGGGAGUUCCCUGAGAGUCCCGCCUUCCCCGCGCUCCUGUCCAUAGCCCAGAAAGUUCUGACUGAGGCACCUGCUCGGCUCCUCUGACUGGAGUGCCCCGCCUGGGUCCCCCGGCCUCCCACACGAAGACCCAAGCAGAGGGGGUGUGGUGCCGGCAUCUCCCCACCUCAGCCCUGCCCCUGGAGCCAGUGAGUGGCGCCCCCAGGUUGGCAUGUGGCCGGCACGGGAGGAGACGUGGGGCCUGGUGGCCUGAGCUGUGCCCCCGACGGCACGGUCCCGCUGCCCCUCGCGGUGCUGACGCGCCCCGGACCCCGGCCCGGCUGCUCCUGGGCCACAAAGCCCGCGUGUCUGGGAAGUUUGCAGGGGCCUCCGCUGCCCUCGGGGCCCUGGGAGCGGCCGUGACAGGAGGGAGCAUCUCGUGAGGCGCUGAGCUCCUCGCUUAAGAUGAACCCACAAUUAAACUUGUUCCGCCGACGCA